AUGAUUCGUGGUGGUGGUGGCGUUCCUAUCAUUGUUGUGAAUCAGAAGAUUCAGCGAGAGCAGGGUCACAAGGUUCAGCUGCAAAACAUCGCAACCGCUAAGGUAUAUUUACUGAUUUCAUUUAUUUUAUUGAUGGAAUUUGUUGGUGAAUCAUGGAUAAUAUAUUUUUUAAUUUUUGUAGACCAUUGCCGAUGUGAUCAGGACAAGCUUGGGCCCACGGGCUAUGUUGAAAAUGUUGAUGGACCCCAUGGGCGGAAUCGUGUUGACCAACGAUGGAAAUGCCAUCCUCCGUGAGAUCACGGUCAAACAUCCAGCGGCCAAAUCGAUUAUCGAAAUUGCGAGAACUCAAGAUGAAGAGACUGGUGAUGGAACUACUUCGGUUAUUGUCCUGACGGGUGAAGUUAUGGCUCAAGCUGAGCAAUUCCUGGAACAGAAUAUGCAUCCAACCUUGAUCAUCAGAGUAAGUUCAUGUUAUUUCAUACAAUUCUUGUUUUAGGCUUAUCGACGAGCUCUGGAAGACAUGAUCGUAUGGGCUGAAGAGAAGUUCAGGUAAGUGGUAAUUGUGGUUGUUCGAAAAUUGCUUUAAGUUUUUGUUUUGACCAUAAGUUCAUAUUGCACUAAAGAUAUGAUGAUUUCAUCAAUUAUCUUCUCUCUUUUCAGCAAACCAGUUGACAUCAAAGAUGACAAGCAACUUGAACUGGUCGUUCGUUCUUGUCUAUCGACCAAAAUGAUGAGUGAAUACAUGGAUCUUGCCGUCAAUAUUGCUCUGAACGCAGUCAAGACCAUCCUUGUCGAAUCGCAUGGUGCUAAAGAAAUUGAUAUCAAGAGAUACUGCCGAGUGGAGAAGAUCCCCGGUGGUUCUAUUGAGGACAGUCAGAUAUUGAAGGGAGUUGUCUUGAACAAAGACAUUGUCCAUCCAAAAAUGAAGAGGAGAAUCGAGAAACCAAGAGUUAUUCUGCUUGAUUGUUCUUUGGAAUACAAGAAAGGAGAAAGUCAAACGGCCAUGGAAUUGUCUAAGGAGGCUGAUUUCAGCAAAGCGUUGGAACAAGUAAGGGAUUAAAUGGCGAUUUGAAAUUUUUGAUGCCUAACGCAAUAUAAUUUUCUUUUUUUAGGAAGAACUCGCCAUCCGCAAGCAAUGCGAUGAGAUCAUUGCUCUCAAACCGGAUCUUGUCUUCACUGAAAAGGGUAUCUCCGAUAUGGCCCAGCACUUCCUGGUCAAGGCCGGAAUCACGGCCCUGAGAAGACUGAAGAAGACAGAUAACAAUCGAUUGGCCAGGUGGGAUUUUGUCAAUUUCUUUUGAAUUUGGUGUUUAGGUAAAAGAAGUCUUACUCAUUCAUUUCAGAGUAACCGGUGCUCGAAUUCUGAAUGACACAUCGGAUCUCCGCGAGGAAGACGUCGGAACCUUGGCUGAUCUCUAUGAGAUCAAGAAGAUUGGCGACGAAUACUUUACUUUCGUAACCUCAGAGAAGACCACUGCUGUUACUAUUCUCCUUCGAGGACCUUCCAAGGAUAUUAUCAAUGAAGUCGACAGAAAUCUGCAAGAUGCUGUCGCUUGUGUCAGAAACAUCUUGUUGAACCCAAGGAUUGUGCCCGGAGCUGGCGCUUUGGAAAUGGCGUUGUCUCACGCCUUGAACGAACAGUCAAAAUCGAUUGAAGGAGUCCAACAAUGGCCUUAUAAGGCGAUUGCUCGCGCUUUGGAGGUUAUCCCAAGGACUUUGGUCCAAAAUUGCGGAGGAUCCACCAUCAGACAGCUGACUGCCCUGAGGGCUAAGCAUGCGCAAAGUCCCGAUAACUGGACCUAUGGAAUCAACGGAGAAACUGGGGAAAUUGUAAGGGUUUCAAGGAGUUUUGAGCAGAUUUUGAUAUUGUAACUAAAAUUACACUUGAUAUUUUCUGUUAAAAAUUAAUUUGUUGCUUUCAGGUUGAUGUUAAUGACCUCAAGAUCUGGGACUCCCUCUCCGUCCGCAUCCAGGUUAUCAAGACGGCCAUCGAGACGUCGAUCAUGCUUCUCCGUAUCGAUGACAUCAUCAGCGGAACCAAGAAACGAGAAGAAGUCCAAAACUAA
Bursaphelenchus xylophilus (pine wood nematode) is the source of this 2066-nucleotide messenger RNA. NCBI's taxonomy places the organism in Eukaryota, Metazoa, Nematoda, Chromadorea, Rhabditida, Aphelenchoididae. The record is from the annotation of a GenBank genome assembly.